Molecule: messenger RNA, 1051 nt
Organism: Rubroshorea leprosula
Lineage: Eukaryota; Viridiplantae; Streptophyta; Magnoliopsida; Malvales; Dipterocarpaceae
Source: the annotation of a GenBank genome assembly
CUCAUUUCCUUCACAAAUUCGAAAGAAGAAAUCAAGAAACCGUUUAUCAGAAGAAACACGGAGUUCAAUAGAGAAAAAUUGACACCUUCAUUCUCAUUUUCGCAUCACGCUUCCGCAGGUUGUUGCAGAAUCUUCGUCUUCGAAUUCGAGUUCGCUUCUUGGUAGAUCUAGCGAGUUUGUGCAGCCGAGGUGACAAGCAGCUAAGCAAUUGAAACGAUGGUUUCCUUUGAAAUGAAUGACCGCAAGAAGAUUGGGCUAGGAUUGACUGGAUUUGGCAUAUUUUUCUCAUUUUUGGGAAUCAUAUUCUUCUUCGACAAGGGAUUAAUUGCCAUGGGAAAUAUCCUCUUCAUCUCAGGAGUGACUCUAACAAUUGGUCUGAAGUCUACCAUGCAAUUUUUCAUGAAACGUCAAAAUUUCAAGGGAACUAUAUCUUUUGGUAUUGGCUUCUUUUUUGUCGUCCUAGGAUGGCCUAUACUUGGAAUGAUAUUGGAGGCAUAUGGAUUUGUCAUACUUUUCAGUGGCUUUUGGCCAACGCUAGCAGUUUUUCUGCAGAAGAUACCUAUUCUUGGCUGGCUUUUCCAACAACCAUACAUCAGAUCGUUAUUUGAUCGUUAUCGGGGCAAAAGGGUGCCUGUGUGAUCCCACUUUUCUGAGAAAUGGAAACAGUAGAUGUGGCUGGUUCACUGUUGCAGAAGAUUGAGUUACUGUGCAUAACAUGGUUUGAUGGAUAUUGUCAUAUAAAAGAACUAAAAUGUCGCCUUCAGUUUACAGCUGUGUAAUCAUUUAACAAAGUCGUCUUGUGGCAGCCUGCUUGAGAUCUCAAUUCUUUUUUCUCCUUUCUCGUCCAUUAACUCUAAAUAUACUCUGUUGGUAGUUAAAGAUUUCACUACCUUGCUAGUGGAAAGACAAAGAUAGUUUAUUCUAUUCCGCUUGUAACAAUUUUGAAUAGCUUUUGUAUUUUGGAUAUUUGUUAAAUCUAAGCUCAAUGGUUGAGCAAUGAUAUAAAUCAUGCAUCCAAAUUGCAUUUGCAGCAUAAAUGUGAUUCAUGAGG